Molecule: messenger RNA, 1191 nt
Organism: Suillus paluster
Lineage: Eukaryota; Fungi; Basidiomycota; Agaricomycetes; Boletales; Suillaceae
Exons: 10
Coding region: 1-1191 (396 amino acids)
Cellular component (GO): membrane
Source: RefSeq, a predicted model, not a curated record
AUGCCAGCUCGGAGUCGGAUUUUCGGUCCCCAGUCUAGAUGGCUUCAGAAUUCGCAAAUACGAUGGCGAGAGACAACAUCGCGCACAUCUACCUUCGUCGAGACGAACCUGGGGAUGCUUUUGAUCAUACUUGCCCAAUUCUUCUUUGUAUGCAUGAACCUUGGCGUCAAGCAGCUGAACAGCCUCGAUGUGCCGAUGCACACCCUUGAGCUAUUCGAAACUUAUCAGGCCAUCACCUUUGUUUGCUGUGUGUUAUACAUGCACGUUAUUCCAGAUCCUUUCCUUGGUCCCAAAGGCGUGAGGCUGUUGCUGAUGAACAGAGGCCUCUGCGGUUUCUUUGGUCUUUUCGGGAUGUAUUAUUCCCUGCAGUACCUGUCAUUAGCAGAUGCGACGGUGCUGAGCUUUCUUCUGCCACUGUCAGCAGCAAUAGGUGGAUACUGUGUUUUAAAGGAGCCUUAUUCGAAACGUGAAGCAGUUGCAGCUAUCGUAAGCUUGCUUGGUGUCAUGUUAAUUGCUCGACCACCUUUUCUGUUUGGCAAUUCUUCCAGUACGAAUUUGGGCAGUAGUGAUGCGGCUUCUAGAGCUACCCCGACAGACAGGAUACGAGCUGUCUGCGUCGCUCUUAUUGGAAUUGUCUUAGGGACUGGUGCCUUGUUGUCAAUGCGUGCGAUAGGCAGACGCGCUCAUCCGAUGCAUCUUAUGACGUUUUUCUCUGUAUGGUGCACAAUCGUCGCUUCUUCUGCAAUGUACUUCAUGAAUAUCCCGAUUGUUUACCCUCACAAAUGGCAAUGGGCUGCCAUGCUGAUUUUCAUCGGACUUUCUGGUUUUUUCGCGCAGACUUUAACUACGAUCGGCUAUCAACGUGAGACAGCAGCCCGCGGCUCUAUGGGACAAUAUGUACAGCUCUUAUUCGCUGGAGUCCUGGAAUACGUACUUUUCGGCACUGUUCCUUCGACGCUAUCACUCAUUGGAGCCGCCAUUAUCAUGGCGUCGGCUAUAUACGUUAUUGUCUCAAAAAAGAGCUCGCCGAAGGAACCUGAGGCGAUUGGCCUCAGAGAGCCGAACUCCGCUAUGGAGGAAGGCCUGUUGUGUACUGAAUCGCUAGACAGGACAAUCAAACUUGAAGACACGAGCUCAAGCAGUAUGACAGAACAUGGCGAGAACUUAAAGGAAAAGCCGCCAUCUUCGUGA